AUUUCUUUUAGCAAAAAUAUAUAAUUAUAAUAUUUGACAUGAAAACACUUGAUUGAAAGCCUUUAAUACUAAGCUCGCUCAAAAAGAGUAGGAGAACACCAUUGGCCACACCACACCUUACCUUCUCCAAAUUUCUCAACCAAUCUAGGGUUUCGAAUCCACCCCCAAUUUCGCCUCCUUCUUUAUCGGAAUUAGGUUACGCUUCUAUUUUCCACCAAUCCCCUUUUUCAAUUUUAUAUAUAAAAACCUUGUUUUGCCCUCUAUCUCACUUUUUAUUCCUUAACAAAUUAUCUCUCUUUCUCGCCGGCGUCGGCGACAUGCCGAUGAUGCAAUUCUUUUCCGGCUAGAUUCUCCGCUGCAUCGAGACUGAGAUCGGACCUUUCAUCCAUACAGUACGGACAAGGUCAACUUAUUGUUGGUUGGAGGGUUCUUGGAUUUGUACCUGAGUUGGAUGACCUUAAUUGGAUUCAUCACAAUGCUGGGUUUGAAAAGUACAGAUGGGUUUAUUCGUACGAGCUCUUUUUCCCAUUUGGCUGAAUGGCAUCCACUGGAAUAGCAAAGCUCAUUCGGGCUCCAGGCCCCUUCUCCUCCUGUAAAAUCAGGUUUUUAAAUUGAAGUAUUUUGCAGUUGGAAGUUCUAAUUACUAACCACCGAAAACACCAAGUUUCUCAUGUUGAGUAAGAGUUGUUCUAUUGCUAAAAUGAUGGGUUGCUGUAGUUGUUUUGGCUUCACCAGAAAGCGUAAACCAGCCAAGCCUUCUUCUGGCUUUAAUAAUCGCCUUUCACAAGAGUUAUUAUUGGAAGGAGGAGGAGAUACGGAAGAUGAUGAUAAUUGUUCAUCAAAUGACGAUUUAAUUAACAGCGACCAUUGUGAAGAGAGUGAGCCACAAACUCGCACCAAACGUUCAGAAGAUAUCCUUCACAUUAGGGCAGAGAAUGGAAUGAUUUGCAGGCAAUGCCCUGUCAAGGAAACCCAUAGACUUGUUCGAGCAGAGGACGAAUAUGGGAAUAAGACAAUCAAUGAAUAUGUCCGCGAGUGUAAGAUUGGUGCCGGUAGCUACGGGAAAGUGGUUCUUUAUCGAAGCCGCGUUGAUGGAAAGCAUUAUGCAAUCAAGGCCUUUCAUAAGUCUCAUUUGUUGAAACUGCGAGUUGCACCAUCAGAGACAGCUAUGACUGAUGUCUAUCGUGAGGUCCUAAUCAUGAAGAUGCUGAACCAUCCCAAUAUAGUCAAUCUUGUCGAAGUCAUUGAUGAUCCAGAAACUGAUCACUUUUAUAUGGUUCUCGAGUAUGUUGAAGGCAAAUGGGUAUGUGAGGGUUCUGGUCCAGCUUCUGGCUUAGGAGAAAGUACUGCUAGGAAGUAUUUGCGGGACAUAGUUUCAGGGCUAAUGUACCUUCAUGAUCAUAAAAUAGUUCAUGGUGAUAUUAAACCUGAUAAUUUACUGGUUACACGUCAUGGUACAGUGAAGAUAGGAGACUUCAGUGUUAGCCAAGUUUUUGAGGAUGAUAAUGAUGAGCUACGGCGAUCUCCCGGGACUCCUGUUUUUACUGCACCAGAAUGUUGUCUAGGUGUGACUUAUAGAGGUAGAGCAGCGGACACAUGGGCCGUAGGCAUCACCUUAUACUGUAUGAUUUUGGGGCAAUACCCGUUUCUCGGAGAGACACUACAAGAUACAUACGAGAAGAUUGUUAAUAACCCUAUAAUACUUCCCGAUGAUAUGAACCCAGAAUUGAAGAAUUUAAUAGAAGGGAUUCUUUGCAAAGACCCAUUACAAAGGUUGAGUCUUGAAGCUAUUGCAGAACAUCCAUGGGUAAUCGGAGACCACGGACCGCUCCCUCAGUACUUAUGUUGGUGCAAACGAAAGAGACCACAAGAAGAGUUUGAUGGGAACAAAGAUGAUAUAGUUUCAUAAUAUUAGUAACCCAUACUGACUAAAUUAUUUUAGGUUGGUUUUGUUUCUGUACAGUUCAUCAUAUUCCUAUUUAUUUGCCUUUAUUUAAAUCUUAUUAGCAAAAACUGGUGAUUGUCUGUCUUGGAUUUAUAUUUUUUAUUUUUAUUUUUGGCAAAUUUUCUUGGUUUCCAUUUGUACCUUUUGGUGUUCUUAUUCUAUUUUUUUUUGACAGUA
Molecule: messenger RNA, 2122 nt
Organism: Cannabis sativa
Lineage: Eukaryota; Viridiplantae; Streptophyta; Magnoliopsida; Rosales; Cannabaceae
Product: serine/threonine-protein kinase GRIK2
Exons: 13
Coding region: 671-1909 (412 amino acids)
Biological process (GO): protein phosphorylation; intracellular signal transduction
Cellular component (GO): cytoplasm
Molecular function (GO): protein serine/threonine kinase activity; ATP binding
Source: RefSeq, a predicted model, not a curated record